UAAUAUGUGGAAUUCCCACGUCAAUCACCCAGUGAUAUAGUGAUUCAGACUUUACCCGAGUACAUAGAGCACCAGAAGAUUCCCAGAAGAAAACCUAAGAGAAAAACACUAAACUGAACCAAGACAAGUUUGAACAUGGCGCUGCUUUCUGACAAGAGCAUCAAUGGGAUGGAACUCUUAGAUCUCCUCUUUGAGCAAGCUGAUGACAACUCGGUUCCUGAAGAGCCUGAGGGUGGCCUUGUUAACCUCGCCUGGCCAUUCCCCGAUCAAAGUUUAUUAUCCCACAGUGAUGAUGGAGCUGAUCAUUUCCUGGACUCCUUGUUGAAUGUGUGUGAGUGUGGAUCAGGCUCAAGCUCACCUCUAUGGGCCCCAUCACCCUGUGAUAGCGGAAUCAGUGAUGAUCCCCUCUCUGACCAUUUAGACAGUCCUCCUCCUCCUCCUCUUCCUCCUCCUCAUAAUCAUCCUUCUUCCAACAUGCUCUUUGACUCCUUAAUCUCUCAGCACCACAAUCUUUUUCCUGUUUCUACUCCUUCUCUUCAUCCUCCUUCUCAGUGCCAUCAUCAACUUCAACAACAACAGCACUCCACAUGGGCCUCAAGCUCAGCAGAACAUGAUGUUUCUAUUAAUGUCGAGACCUGGGAGUCCAGUCUAUCUUUGUACAGUUCGACAGUUCCUCAGUGUGUGUCAAGCUCAGAUGCCCCUUCAGUUUUCCACCUCAGCGUAAAGGAUCUGCUCCUCUCUAAUUUAGGAGAACCUCCUAAGCAACCUUCCGACAACUUGCUGCAGGAUCUCGUUCUUAAUGAGGAAGAGAAGAAACUUUUAGCCAAAGAAGGAGUGUCUCUACCCAACCAGCUUCCCCUAACCAAGUAUGAAGAGAAGGUCCUGAAAAAGAUUCGCAGAAAGAUCCGGAACAAACAGUCUGCACAGGAGAGCAGAAAGAAGAAGAAAGAGUAUCUUGAUAGCCUAGAAGGAAGAAUGGCUGCUUGCGGUGCCCAGAAUAUGGAGUUGAAGAAGAAAGUGAUUCAGCUGGAGAAAACCAACACGUCUCUGAUGGAGCAGUUACGAAGGCUGCAAGCCCUGGUUAUGAAAAGCUUGAACAAGCCUGCUCAGACUGGCACGUGUAUCAUGGUGCUACUGCUGUCUUUCUCUCUCAUCCUGUUCCCCAGGUUCCAACCACUGGCCCACAGCAGGACGAGCGAUCCUGAGGAGUUUAGCACAGGCGAAGUUCAGUCACGCUCACUACGCUCUGUGGUCGAGGUCCAUAGUCUGCAGCCAGUCACCUCCAUGGACAGGCACAUGGAGACCAACCUCAUUUCCAAGCUGCACAUCAGGCCUGAAUAUGCCGAUAUGGACCCACUGCACCACAACUACAGUUAUGGAGAUCAGGAGCAUCACCAUGGUGACCCAAUCACCGGGCACACGGCCACGUUGGGUUGGCAUAAAUCACAGCUGUGUGCUCAGAAAGACAGGAAAUGAUGUCAUACAUCAAUUGACAUAUUAAGUGUUGAUUAGAAAGGAGAAAAUUUGAGUACUUGUUUUUGUAGAACCCGACUGGUUCAGAGAAAGCAACAUCAUGCUCACUGACAAAGAGUUAUCGGUUCUUUGAAAGUCUAAUUAUUUUACAGAGUUGACAUCUGACUUGUACUGAUAUGAGUAAACAAAAAUGAAAAAUGAAAUUACGAUAAGGUUCAGAUUUUGUUCACAGUAUGGUUUGGUCAUAUUAACAUAAUAACUGUGGCAAAGUUGUAUUUUUUUUUGCUUUAUCUUGUUGCAUGCGUCAUUUCUGUCUGAAUCAGUUCAUUGUCAAACAGAAGUUCAGACUCAAUGGCAAAACCGUGUCACUCUGUAUAAGAUAUUUAAGAUAAACAGCACUGGUGGAGUCUUUAGCAAAUCAGAGCUCAGUGAGGACAAGGAUUAAGAUUAGGUAAAUCUUCAGCACAUUAAAUAACUGAAAGCUUUUAUCAUGACUGAAUAGACAAGAAAAUAUAUCUUUUGCUUAUAGAAAUAGCAAAAAAAUAAAUCCACACAUAUUUGUAACAAUUUUCAGAAAUAGAAAAACAACUAAAAAAAACCUAAUAACACAUCUGUAGACAAACCCUAUUAGAAUUUAGUGAGUUGAUUGGCAUCUCUGGAAAAUUGUCCGUGUGUGAUUGUGUGAGUGAAUGAGAGUGUGUGUGUGUGUGUGCCCUGCGAUGGGUUGGCACUCCAUCCAGGGUGUAUCCUGCCUUGAUGCCCGAUGACGCCUGAGAUAGGCACAGGCUCCCCGUGACCCGAGGUAGUUUGGAUAAGCGGUAGAAGAUGAAUGAAUGAAUGAAUGAAAGUUGGAGAUUAAAGAAAAUAGGAUAUGUGCUUUUUAUGUGCUAGAAAUAAACUUCCAAAAAUAAAUGUUAAUUCUGUAUACAUUUUAGUUUCAGUUCUCUCAAUGCAACGUAACACAAUGCCACCAUCUGUGUAUCUGGAUCUGUUUACUGCCCCAAAUAAUUGUAUCUGAAUCUUUAAUUGGAAGUAAAAGAGAUGUUGGUGUGGGCUAAACUACAA
Tachysurus vachellii is the source of this 2538-nucleotide messenger RNA. It is a transcript of the gene creb3l3b, whose product is annotated as cAMP responsive element binding protein 3-like 3b. Gene Ontology annotation, molecular function: DNA-binding transcription factor activity, RNA polymerase II-specific; RNA polymerase II cis-regulatory region sequence-specific DNA binding. NCBI's taxonomy places the organism in Eukaryota, Metazoa, Chordata, Actinopteri, Siluriformes, Bagridae. Gene Ontology annotation, cellular component: nucleus. The record is from RefSeq and is a predicted model, not a curated record. The coding region runs from base 136 to 1476 and encodes 446 amino acids. The transcript has 10 exons. Gene Ontology annotation, biological process: regulation of transcription by RNA polymerase II.